AUGACAUUGACCUCAUCAAUGGCACCAAAUGACAAUUCUUUAGCGUGGACGACGAUUGAUCAUCCAACACCAUCAUCAACCAUGAUUACUUUAUCCAAAUCUACUGGAAAAUCAUUGAUUCAACUCCCUCAUGAAAUGAUGGAAUUAAUCUUUGAAUUCUUGAGCCUUUCCGAGAGUUUCAAGAUGAGGCUUUUGAACCGAACUAUUUCCUCUCAAUUCUUAACCUAUUUCCGAAGAGUAUUGAGAGAGAGAUGGCAUGAUGAGAAUAUGGCAAGUUGUUAUCCCUUGAAUGAACCUCCAGUUUCUUUAGAGAUGAUUUCUGAAACGGAGAAGAAAUUUCAUAUAAUCAUUCCGUUGAUCUUAAAAGAAUUGUUAAUGAUCACGAAUGGAAGUAAAACGAAAAAUAGAUUCCAUCUCUUACCGAUUGAAUGUUGGUAUGAACAGAGCUUUGGAGUGGUAUUUUCAGAGAAUUAUCUCCUUGUAUCGGAUGGUGUUUCGAAGAGUCAUAUCUUGGUUCGUGUGUAUAGUGAUUGCUAUUCACUGGUCAAUUUUUGGGAUGAAUUGUUUCAUUCCUUUUUUGAACCGGCCAUGAUAGAUAUUAACAAAUUGUAUGGAAAGAAGUGUUUUGAAUAUUCGGGCUUUGAAUGGUAUGAUCAGUUAGAUGUGCAUUUGAAAACCAUCCCGAAAUAUUAUGUAAAUUAUUUGGAAUAUAUGGUGAGUCCAAAUCAUGGCGAACUGAGAUAUAACGCUUCAAAAUUGGAGGAGUGUUUGAAUUUUGAGUUUUUACAAGAUGAAAAGUUUACUCGUAAGGUCGUUUCUCUCUAUUACAAGCUUGUUCGACAUUUUCCACCACAUUUGUUGAACAAUAGAAAUUAUUGCAAAAAUAUAGUAAGGGCUCAAGGAAAAGCUCUGAAAUAUUGUCCAAAAUUUAGUGAAGACAGAGAAAUUGUAUUGACAGCUGUGAAAAGCAAUGGAUAUGCGCUAAAAUAUGCACAUUUAUUUCAGAGUGAUCCAGAAAUUGUUGCCAUAGCACUCAAAACAAGUCCUCAUGUGUUGCAAUAUGUUUCCAAAUCGACACCAAACUACAAACAAUUUGUAUUAGAGGCUUUGAGAAAUAACAAAUUCAGCACUUUACCAAAAUUUUUCACUGAAGAUAUGGCACAAUGUAAGGAUUACGUAGAAGCACUGCUGGAAAAAAGUCCAAAUUUAUUGGAUUUGAUGCCAAAAGUUUGGUUUAGCACUCAAUUUUUGCUCAAGAUGAUGAGAAAAAAUCCAAAGAGCUGCAAAUACAUCUUUAAAGAAGAAAAGUCAAAAAAAAUUUCUCUUGAUAAGAGAAAUAUUAAGACAGCUCUACAACUGGAACCUAUUUCAUUUACCUACCUUUCUCAAGAUUACCAACAUGAUAAGGAGUUAUUGGACUUGGCAUUUGGAUGCAAACUUAGUAGGUCACCAGAAAAUGACACCAUUUCAAACGAAGGGUUGAAACAAAUAAUGGAUGCAAUUCAGAAAAAUCCAAAAUUAAUACGUGUGGUCUGUCUCAUGGAUCGUUGGUUGUCACCCAUGAAAGACCAAGACAUGUUGACUGAAUUCUUGCAACAAGCUUGUAAAACGGCUUUUUCACAAAAUGGUUUUUUGUUAAAGUAUUGCAUAUUUGACCGCUCUUUGCUCAUGACCAAUCAAAAAGUGAAAUUGCUUGCUAUUGAAAUUGCAUGCAAACAAAAUCCAAAAUGCAUAGAACAUCUUGACCUGGAACAAUAUUGUUAUGACGAGAUUUCGUCUUUGAUGACCAGUGUUGGGGCUCUUCCGUACUAUAGAAAUUAUUAUGACAGACCCUUCAGGCCAACAGACAAGGAGUCUUUAAUGAAAAACAUACGAAUGCCCCAAAUAAGCAUUUAA
Naegleria fowleri is the source of this 1896-nucleotide messenger RNA. RefSeq lists its product as uncharacterized. The coding region runs from base 1 to 1896 and encodes 631 amino acids. NCBI's taxonomy places the organism in Eukaryota, Heterolobosea, Eutetramitea, Acrasida, Naegleriidae. The transcript has a single exon. Gene Ontology annotation, molecular function: protein binding. The record is from RefSeq and is a predicted model, not a curated record.